This is a messenger RNA of Alternaria burnsii, 1635 nucleotides long. RefSeq lists its product as uncharacterized. Gene Ontology annotation, molecular function: RNA polymerase I general transcription initiation factor binding; RNA polymerase I transcription regulatory region sequence-specific DNA binding. Gene Ontology annotation, cellular component: RNA polymerase I core factor complex. Lineage: Eukaryota; Fungi; Ascomycota; Dothideomycetes; Pleosporales; Pleosporaceae. Bases 1 to 1635 code for a protein of 544 amino acids. Gene Ontology annotation, biological process: nucleolar large rRNA transcription by RNA polymerase I. The record is from RefSeq and is a predicted model, not a curated record. The transcript has 6 exons.
AUGUCAGGUUUCCCAUCUCUCCAGCCCGCUUUCACAGUCCGCGUUGACAUCGAUGCGCCGAUGCAAGUUGGAGGCCAGCAUGGCGCGCAGCUGGUCAUCGUUCCAAUGGUUUCCGGUACGGUGAAGAGUGAGGAGGGCUUUGAGCCGAAGUUGGAUGGAGAACUACAUGGCGUUGGCUACGACUACAUUCACAAUGAUGCCGACGGCGGAAACAUGCGCUUGGAUGUGAGGAGUCAAGUCAAAAACCACGACGGCACAGUUCUGGCGAUGUAUUACAAAGGUACUGUGAAGCUCACGCAGGGAGUCGGCAAAGUGCUGUCUGGUGCGCCCGAUGCUAAGACAACCGACUAUGGCGAUUCAUUUGUCAACUUCUCUUUCGAGACGGGAAAUGAGAAAUACAAGGAACUUCAGAAUGGAACCUAUGUUGCUGCGGGUCAUUUCGUGACGGGUGAAGGCAAGCCGGGCGUUGUGGUGGAGUACAAGGUCAGUAAGGUUGUGUACAACGCCAGCCAGGGCAAGAUGGUUACUGUGGGAACAUCGCGAUCCUCGUACUUACUGACUGUAUCAAAUGCCUGUAUCGACGCUCAUUCUGGACUCACCAGUAGGAUGCCUGUGCUACCGCAGCCUCUCAUGGGUUUGGCGAACCGGUACACUACAGCCAUGUUUGACAAGCAUUAUGAGGACGAAAACUAUCUCGGAUUCGAGACGCUUGUCGACCCCAAUACCUACAACAUCCAGGUCAAGGCCUACAUGGACAAGAACCGAUGUCGUCUCCAAGAUCACAUGUUCUUAGUUGGCACAUACCACACUCACUUCGGACGCCAAAAAGUAUGGGCGCGGCCCACGGGCUUGGAGGUUGAGUAUUACCACGGCUUGCCGGAAGCGCUCGAACUUGCACGAGUAGAUGAUCUGUUCGAAAAUCGCAUCUACUACGUCCCGCCGUUCAGCUACAUGUCCACCUCUCAGAACACGCGUAUGAAGAAGGAACGUGUUUACGGUACGAAGGUAGUUGAGACAGUUGUCAACGUCGUCUUCCUGAAGCAAGGCUGGCUCGUUCACUUCGAGGUCGACUCUGAUACAGAUGCGCUGGAAGCUUUCAAGUAUGCUUGUAUCAACUAUGAACCGCGGAAGACGGAGGCUGCGAACAUGGCCAAGGUUAAGAAAGAGAAGGAGGACUUGAAUGAGGAGUAUCAAGCUCGCGCUUGGGGUCGUCAGAACAAUGAUUGGGAUAGGGGAUCAUCUUUUUCUCAUGCCAACGGCCAGGACAGAGACUCUCCAGGAGGACUACCAUCUCCACGCGUCAAGACUGAGCCUAUGGAUGAGGACAGCAGUCUUUUCCAACCCCCACUCAUUCCGAAUCGUGAUCCGCAAACCCAAGCCGGUUUCCCUCCUCGAAAGGGUGGUACACCAGCAUCCGGUCUUUCACAUUCUCCUAUACGCCGCCCUCCGGCUCCAAUCAUUCCACGUCGCCGCCAACCACCCACAUAUACACAGACACAGGCCUACGAGGCUGACCUCCGCACACAACUACAGCAGGCAAACCGUGCUCGUGAACAAGAUCGUGCUCAGCUACGGCAGGCGGAGGAGAGGAUCAGAGAGCUCGAGGACAUUCUCAUUGCCAUGGGCGGAUACUAG